Messenger RNA from Eucalyptus grandis, 548 nucleotides. Its product is annotated as protein TPR3. Bases 117 to 539 code for a protein of 140 amino acids. Gene Ontology annotation, biological process: regulation of DNA-templated transcription. The record is from RefSeq and is a predicted model, not a curated record. The transcript is spliced from 3 exons. NCBI's taxonomy places the organism in Eukaryota, Viridiplantae, Streptophyta, Magnoliopsida, Myrtales, Myrtaceae. Gene Ontology annotation, molecular function: protein binding.
GUUUUAUUGUGUAGUACAUCUUCUCAACAGCAACAAAUGGGAAAAUUAAGGUUUGGCUUUAUGACAACCAAGGGUCAAGAGUUGACCAUGAUGCACUGGGUCACUCUUCUACUGUGAUGGCAUACAACGCUGAUGGAAAAAGGUUGUUCUCGUGUGGGACCAAUAAAGAAGGAGAGUCAUACUUGGUUGAAUGGAAUGAAAGUGAGGGGACUAUCAAGCAUACUUAUCAUGGACUUGGAAAGAGUUCUAGUGGGGUUGUGCAGUUUGAUACCAUCAAAAACAGAUUUUUGGCUGUUGGUGACAAGUUCAUGGUCAAAUUUUGGGAUAUGGAUAAUGAUAGUCUACUUACAAGUACCGAUGCUAAUGGUGGAUUGCUGGCUUCACCUUGUAUUAGAUUUAACAAGGAAGGAGUUCUGUUAGCCGUCUCAACAAGUGACAAUAGUAUCAAAAUUCUAGCAAAUUCAUUUGGGAUUGAGCUGCUAAGGACCGCAGAAAAACAUAUACUUCUAGAGUCACUGUUGGGAGUCUUUUGCAGGUAAGCUUUUUGU